GUAGACUAUAGAGAAGAAUGAUCAAGAAUAUGGACAUUUGGGAGCAGACAUUUCAACAGCUAAUUAGAAAGGAGAAACCUCAGCAUCGAUGGAUCCUGGAGGUAGACCGAAACCUUAAGAUUAAUAGAUCAGGACAUGGAUGGAGACAAUAUAGGCAUCAUGGAUUUGCAAGGUUUCGGUGCUCCUUGUGCGGGCGUCGCUGGAUCUCGGCCCAGGCGGUGAUUCUCUUCCGGAUGCGCCUGCAGGAGCCCUACGGUGAGGUCAAGAUGAGGCUCUUUGCCCAGCGUUGCCAGAGGUGCCAGAUGGCCCUGUUUGAGGAGCCCGAGUUCAGUGAGGAGGGCGUCCAGAGGGUCCUGAGGAGCCUGGUCAGGAGGAUCCUGCUGAGAUGCUACCGGGAAAACGUCCCCCAGGAAUGGGACCUCGAGGCCACCCGUGAAGACCCUCUCAGAGAGGCCUUCCUCAACGGGCCUCACGACAGGGAGAAUUGCGAGGCGUGUUUGCUGGGCGUCUUCUGCCCGAGACAGGCCAGCAGCACCGACUCGAAGUCACAGCCAGCUGCGUCCAGUGUCUGGUGCUAUCCAUGCCCUGCCCUUACCAGAGCCAGCAAUGACUCGACCUCAGUCCCGCAGGCUCCCCUUAAAAAGAGGAAGCUGAUCCUCCUAGUUUCCCUCAGUGCUGUUAUCAUCCCACUGAUUGUCCUCAUGGUGGUGCUCUGGGCCACUGGCGUUCUUUAAGAAAAGCUGUAAGUGGGGGCAGCUGGGUGGCUCAGUGGACAGAGAGUCAGGCCUAGAAA
Molecule: messenger RNA, 793 nt
Organism: Gracilinanus agilis (Agile Gracile Mouse Opossum)
Lineage: Eukaryota; Metazoa; Chordata; Mammalia; Didelphimorphia; Didelphidae
Product: receptor-transporting protein 3-like
Exons: 2
Coding region: 18-734 (238 amino acids)
Biological process (GO): detection of chemical stimulus involved in sensory perception of bitter taste; protein insertion into membrane; protein targeting to membrane
Molecular function (GO): olfactory receptor binding
Source: RefSeq, a predicted model, not a curated record